AUGAAGAAUAACUCGGCAGCAUCGAAUCAUACUACAUCACGAUUGUCAAGCAAAAGCCUAGAACGAUCAGUAUUCGCGACGCCUAGUUCACGUUCUCAACCAUUAAAAUCGAAUGUUAAUAAAUCAAUUGAAGAUUUAUCACAUCUGCAACAUCCUGGUAGAUCUGAUCAACAUAUUGUAGGUUCUUCAAAAUCAUACACUAUUCUUCCAAUCCACAAUCGCAUCAAUAUUCAUUCAUCAUCACAUACACCUCAAUCUCAGAAAACAGAUGCAUUCAAUUCAACUACUACAAUUAAACUUCAUGAUUCUAGUUUCAUGCAUUUUUCAAACGCAAAUGAUGCAAAGAUUAAUUCUAGUUCAUGGAGGUUUAAUACAGGUAACCGACGAGAUAUUAACACAAUUGGAAGAGAAAAUAGAAAUAAAAAUAAAAAAUGUCAUCACCUAUGUGGAAAAUAUCCACUUUAUUUUUAUGUGGCUCUUGGUGUUGCAUUAUUUUUAAUUCUUGGUAUGAUCAUCGCAUUACCUGUUAUAGUGACUUCAUCAAUGAUGACUACUUCCACUAUUUCCACUACGACAGCAAUUGCAAAUGUAACCCGAAUCACAUUUGCUGUGCGUAGAGAUUCUGGGUAUUUUGGAAUUGAUGAUGUUUCUAUUCGUAAUGCAGCAGCACCAGGUAUUGAACUCUUGUCUAAUGGUGGCUUCGAAACAGGUGAUUUUUCAUCGUGGAUUCAUUGUGUUCAAAGUGGCUCAUUAGCUACUGGAUCUGUUCAAUCAACAUCAAGUGGUAUCACUUAUGGCAGCUAUAAUUUUGUUGCUCGUUCAGGUUUCUACUACUAUUUGGGUGGAGCAACAGUUAAUGCUGAAUAUCUUAGCCAAACAUUUCCUAGUAUUAUUGGAAAUACAUAUAUUUUCAGUUUUGCAUAUGUUUAUGCUGGCAAUGGAUCGUUGAAUAGUGGCGAUUUUUUACUCAGCGUUUGA
Messenger RNA from Rotaria sordida, 978 nucleotides. NCBI's taxonomy places the organism in Eukaryota, Metazoa, Rotifera, Eurotatoria, Philodinida, Philodinidae. The record is from the annotation of a GenBank genome assembly.